Molecule: messenger RNA, 3657 nt
Organism: Thalassophryne amazonica
Lineage: Eukaryota; Metazoa; Chordata; Actinopteri; Batrachoidiformes; Batrachoididae
Gene: lss
Product: lanosterol synthase (2,3-oxidosqualene-lanosterol cyclase)
Exons: 22
Coding region: 103-2310 (735 amino acids)
Biological process (GO): cholesterol biosynthetic process; triterpenoid biosynthetic process
Cellular component (GO): lipid droplet
Molecular function (GO): lanosterol synthase activity
Source: RefSeq, a predicted model, not a curated record
GCAGACCACAUCGUUUUUUCGCAACACAACUCCACAAAAACAAAAUACAGCCGAAAUAUACAUUAUCUGAUUCAGCGGAGAAAUUUUCUGCUCACCUCAGUUAUGACUGCGAGAACGUACCUGCGUAGGCGAGGUGGACCUUACCGGACAGAGCCAGCCACAGACCUGAGCCGAUGGAGGCUGACUAAUGCUGAGGGCAGACAGACGUGGCACUAUGUGGACGAUCAGGACACCCCGGACAGACAGCAGAACAUGACAGAAGCUCUUUCACUUGGUUUGGACACGAGUAGGUUUGUGUCUGCAUCCCCACCUGCUCACACGGCCGUGGAGGCCGCCCUGAAGGGUGCACACUUCUACAGUCACCUCCAGAGCGAAGACGGCCACUGGGCAGGAGACUAUGGUGGACCUCUGUUCCUGCUGCCUGGUCUCCUGAUCACGUGCCAUGUGGCUGACAUUUCUCUGCCCAGUGCCUGGAGGAAGGAGAUGGUGAGGUACCUGCUCUCUGUGCAGCUGCCGGAUGGAGGUUGGGGUCUACACGUUGAGGAUAAGUCUACAGUCUUCGGCACAGCUCUGUGUUACACCUCAUUAAGGAUCCUGGGAGUCCAGCCGGAUGAUCCUGACAUGGUCCGAGCCAGAAACAACCUACACAAGAAAGGGGGCGCUGUGGGGAUUCCAUCGUGGGGUAAAUUCUGGUUGUCCAUCCUGAAUGUUUACAGCUGGGAGGGAUUGAACACUCUGCUCCCGGAGAUGUGGUUGCUCCCUCGUUGGAUGCCGGUGCACCCGUCCACGCUGUGGUGUCACUGUCGUCAGGUCUACCUGCCCAUGAGCUACUGUUACGCCGUGAGGCUGACUGCCGAGGAAGACCCGCUGGUCCUCAGCCUCAGACAGGAGCUUUAUGUCCAGGACUUUGCCACCAUUGACUGGCCUGCACAGAGGAACCAUGUGGCAGCAGGCGACCUGUACACACCUCACAGCGCGCUGCUCUCCGUCGCCUACAUGGUGUUAAAUCUGUAUGAAGCUCACCAUGUUACCGCUCUGAGAUGCAGAGCGGUCAGAGAGCUGUACGAGCACAUCCAAGCUGAUGACCGCUUCACCAAAUGUAUCAGCAUUGGACCGAUCUCUAAGACUAUCAACAUGCUGGUUUCUUGGUACGUGAAUGGUCCCUCCUCUCCAGCCUUUCAGGAACACGUGUCCAGGAUCCCUGAUUACCUCUGGCUGGGACUGGAUGGCAUGAAAAUGCAGGGCACCAAUGGAUCUCAACUCUGGGACACUUGCUUUGCUGUACAGGCUUUUCUUGAGGCAGGAGCUCAGAAUAACUCCAGACUGGCUGAGAGCCUUCAAAAGGCCCAUCAGUUCCUCACAGUCACACAGGUACCUGAGAAUCCUCCUGACUACCAGAAAUACUACAGACAGAUGAGCAAGGGAGGGUUCCCCUUCAGCACCCGUGAGUGUGGUUGGAUUGUAGCUGACUGCACGGCGGAGGGUCUGAAGUCGGUGAUGAUGCUGCAGGAGCUUUGUCCAUCCAUCAGCCAGCACAUUCCCAAACAACGCCUCUACAAUGCUGUUAAUGUGCUGCUCAGUAUGAGAAACGCAGAUGGCGGUUUUGCCACAUAUGAAACUAAGAGAGGAGGGAAACUUCUGGAACUGCUGAACCCCUCUGAGGUGUUUGGCGACAUUAUGAUCGACUACACAUAUGUGGAGUGUACGUCAGCAGUGAUGCAGGCUCUGAGGCACUUUCAGAAGGUCCACCCCGAACACCGCGCUGAGGAGAUCAGGUCCACUCUAAGAGCAGGUCUGGAGUACUGCAGGAGAGUGCAGAGGACAGAUGGAUCCUGGGAAGGGUCAUGGGGAGUGUGCUUCACAUAUGGAACUUGGUUUGGUCUCGAAGCUUUUGCCUGCAUGGGUCACAUUUACAAGGAGGGUCACGUGUGUGUCGAAGUUCAGAAGGCGUGUCAGUUUCUCCUGGAGCAUCAGGUGUACGACGGCGGCUGGGGGGAGGACUUUGAGUCAUGUGAGCAGCGGCAGUACGUGCAGAGCAGCUCCCCGCAGAUCCACAACACCUGCUGGGCCUUACUGGGCCUCAUGGCUGUCAGGUAUCCUGACACACAGAUCAUUGAGAGAGGAAUACAGCUGCUGAUUGACAAACAGCUGCCCAACGGAGACUGGCCAGCGGAGAACAUUGCUGGUGUGUUCAACAAGAGCUGUGCCAUCAGCUACACCUCCUACAGAAACGUCUUCCCUGUGUGGACGCUGGGACGAUUCUCAUCACUUUAUCCUCUCAACCCUUUGGCUGGGAAGGUAAAGGUGUGAUGACCUUUAAAAGGUCAAAGUUCAUUAGACAGUAGGACAAAACAAACUAUCCACUCACCGGCCACUUUAUUAGGCACACCUCUUCAAUUGCUUGUUAACACAAACAGCAAAUCAGCCAAUCACAUGGCAGCAACUCAAUGCAUUUAGGCCUCUGCACGUGGUGAAGAUGACUUACUUAAUUUCACAUCAAGCAUCAGAAGAAAGGAGAUUUAAAUUACUUUGAAUGUGAUGUGGUCAUUGGUACAAGAUGUGCUGGUCUGAGUGUUUCAGAAACUGCUGAUCUACUGGGAUUUUCAGGCACAAACAUCUCCAGGGUUUACAGAGAAUGGUCCAAAAAACAGAAGAUAUCCUGUGAGCGGCAGUUGUGUGGAUGAAAAUGUCUUGCGGAUGUCAGAGGAGAGAGAAUGGACAGACUGGUUGAAUGGGCAACUGCAUGAUGUCAUCAUGUCAAUAUGGACCAACAUCUGAAGGCCAAAGUGGGUCAGUACUAGCAAGGUGUACCUAAUAAAGUGGCUGGUGAGUGUGUUGUUAAAGGAACAGCAAGGCCAAUGUCCUGUUUUUAGACUGAUUUAAUUGUAACUAAAAUCUGAGAAUCAUCAUCAUGAAUUCAGACAAUCAGCAGUUUUAACUGUAAUCAGGUUCAUGUGCGCGUACUUGGAUUUCAGAGGUGUUUUCAUGUUUCAUCCAACAGAUAAAGUAACAUUCUUGGAAUGACUUUCUUGGGUCACAGCUCAUUUGUCAGAGCUGCUGCUUCUGCCUGACAUGUGCACUUAAACAGCUCUGUUUGAAAGAACUGUACUAAGAAAAUGUCUAAAAUUGAAUCAUACACGUCUCUGUUCCCUCACAUCCCGCUGCGCUCUGUGACUCUAACGUUUUAUGUGAAUGGAGAAUAAACCGUCUUUGUUUGUGGGUCUCUCGUGUUUGUUAAAUGUACUUUGUGCAGUUGUCAUUGUAAGUUUGAACUCAGCACAAACAGGAGCACGUUUGGAGAAGAAAUGUUCUGACAUAACACCAUGAAUCACAAUGUUCACAUGUUAAACAGCACCCUGAGGAAUUUGUAGCUUUGAUAACCACAUAUGGCAUUUCAUUUCCAGUUUAAUUAUGAGUAUGUCUGACAGACAGGUUGAUUAUCUUUGACUCUCUGUGAUCUCGUAUGUUCAUCUCCCGGUGUCUGUCUGUCCGCACCAGUUUGUCCUCAGUGUUCUUCAUGCCGUCACUUUUGACAGUUGUUUUUUAUUUGUUCACAAAGCCUUUUGUAGUAUUUUUGGAUUUUGUCACCUGGGAUGUCUGGAAUACGUCUGUAUUUUCAGUCCCACAUUUGGAUCAAGAAACACCAUAUUCUUUGCA